Coregonus clupeaformis (lake whitefish) is the source of this 3194-nucleotide messenger RNA. It is a transcript of the gene mynn, whose product is annotated as myoneurin. Gene Ontology annotation, molecular function: DNA-binding transcription factor activity; protein binding; RNA polymerase II cis-regulatory region sequence-specific DNA binding. Lineage: Eukaryota; Metazoa; Chordata; Actinopteri; Salmoniformes; Salmonidae. The transcript has 7 exons. The record is from RefSeq and is a predicted model, not a curated record. The coding region runs from base 571 to 2628 and encodes 685 amino acids. Gene Ontology annotation, biological process: regulation of transcription by RNA polymerase II.
CAUUUUAGACAUUUAAAUCCGUCUUUGUGCUCAAUUUCUACAUUUCACAGGUAUUUAAUGUUAUAUUUGUCCGUGUGGUUACGCUCCCGAAUGCCCCGUCAUUUAAAAAUUGACUAACUUCGCUAGUUUACCGCACUCUCCAGGCUCGUCGCAUUUCGAAAUAAGAGCACUUUGUUAUUAACCGUAUCAGCGCGAUCAUAUCCGAGAAAUCAAAACAAAAGAGAAAGUAAAUGGUUUCAAGGUUAAUUCUUCUCAAUGUACAAGUAUAAUUAUAGGAUCAGAAUGAUUCACAAUUAAAUUGAUAUAUCAGUAAUGGUUCAACCGAACGUAGCUGAUUUGCGCGGUUAGCAGUAGGGCAGUUAGCCAUGGAACUGAGGAACUUUUAUUUUCAUAACGUAAACUACAUCUACGGGUCGGCUACACAAGUUUCGAUGAGAGGAAUGUUGCGGUUGUAAUUUUGUAUUAAUUUCAAUCACUUAAUUUAAUCCCAACAGAACACCUGAUACACACUUUCAACCAAACAAUAACAUUAUUAUAAAGGUUUGACCCGGCGUGACCCCGGAAGCAGUAAUGUCACAGCUGGCCCACAGUGAGCACCUGUUGGAGCAGCUGCGUUGGCAGCGGGAAAGCAACGUUCUGUGUGACAUCACGGUCGUCGUGGGCGACACGCUGUUCCGAGCGCACCGUAAUGUCCUGGCGGCGUUCAGCGGGUUCUUCUCCGCACUGCCUGACAGAGGUCACCUGGUUACGACCCUUAACCCUGAGUUUGUCAGUGAGCAGGCCCUGUACACCCUGCUGAAAUACAUAUAUUCUGGAGAACUACACACUGACAAUGAGGGGUCGGAGGCCGUGCUGAGAGCGGCAGUGUUCCUGGGGAUGAGGGAGGCAGAGCGUCACCUGAAAGACAAGACCGACAUCCAACAGGAGACGAGGAUAGAGUCAGCCCCACCCACCCCCUCCCCCCAUUGCUUACCCUCACCCCCCAGCCCAGAGGCAUUUCAACCCUUGUCCUGCGUUUCUGGAGGGGGCUUGGUAGAGAGGGAGGAGGAGAGGGAAGGAGAGAAGGGGGAGGAAGAAGAGCGGGGAGAUCCAGAGUACACCCCUCCCUCCCCAACAUCCCCCCGAAGAGGAGCGAGGAAGAGGAAGGGAAGAAAGCCCAAGGCCACACCUCACAACCAGACCUCACCUGGAAACCAAACCUUGCCUAGCAACCCAACAUCACCUAGCCAUGACGACACCCAAGAUGACGCAACAGUCCCCCAGCUUCAGAGGGGGAGAGGCGGGGGAAGAGGGAGAGGGAGAGGCAGGGGAAGGGGGAGGGGAGGAGGAAUGAGGAGGGAUCUGUUGUUAAAAGAGUCAGACCUUCAGAUCGUUGAGGAGAAUGAGACAGACUUCAGCCCUUCGUCAUUGAGACCUGUCAAGAGGCAAAGGAGGAGCAGUGGAGAGAGGAGAGGAGUGAAGAGAGGGAGAGGCAGAGGAAGAGGGAAACUGAAGGAGAACAGAUCGAGCGAUGGAGAGGGAGAUGAGGGGAAGGCUGGGUUGAAGAGCCAACAGGUGAAAGAGAAGCCGGUGUGUGCUGAGUGUAACAAAGAGUUCUCUGAGAUCAGUAGUCUGAAGAGACACAUGAGGAUCCAUAAAGGAGUGAAACCUUUCCAGUGUCUCUUCUGUCCCCGAGCCUUCACACAGGGAAACCAGCUCAAGACUCACCUCCGUAUACACACAGGAGAGAAGCCGUUUGCCUGUUCUCAGUGUGACAAGGGUUUUGCCCAGAAGUGUCAGUUGGUGGCUCACUGUCGAAUGUACCACGGAGAAGAGAAACCUUACACCUGUGAACAAUGUGGGCUGCAGUUCGCUACCUCAUCUAACUACAAGAUACACUGCAGGAAGCACAGUGGAGAGAAGCCGUAUGUGUGUGAACAGUGUGGGAAGGGUUUUGCCCAGGCCAGCACUCUGACCUAUCACAUCAGGAUCCACACAGGAGAGAAACCUUACCAAUGUGACGCCUGUGGGAUGUCCUUCUCCGUCUCUUCCUCUCUCAUCACACACAAACGCAAACACACAGGUGAAGCUCCACACGAGUGUCUGGUUUGUCAGAAGGCCUUCAUUACCAAACGAGAACUCAACAAACACUCCCGCAUCCACACCGUUCCAGUGGAGGUUCCAGAAGGCGCUCUCCUCCACAACAUUCCUAUCGACCACCAGGGGCUAAUCUCCCGUGAUGCGCCCAGCCCCGUGCACGAGGAGCCAGGCAACCCUGACCCCGAGGAGCCAGGCAACCCUGACCCCGAGGAGCCAGGCAACCCUGAAGCCGAGGAGCCAGGCAACCCUGAAGCCGAGGAGCCAGGCAACCCUGACCCCGAGGAGCCAGGCAACCCUGACCCCGAGGAGCCAGGCAACCCUGACCCAGAGGAGCCAGAUAACCCUGACCCCGAGGAGCCAGGCAACCCUGAGCCCACGACCCCUAAUUUGAGCCCUAACCCUCUCCGUGAUCUAGUGGAACAGCUGCGUACAUCUUCCUCCUCCUCCUCUUCCCCAUUCUCCCACUGCGAUCCAGCCUACCCCGCCGAAGAUAUGGAGCAGAUCAUCAUCAUUAGAACUUUGGACAACGACCCAUGCCCUGACCCCUGACUCAACCAACUCUGACCCCCUCACCCAGACCCUAACAUUACUCUCUCAGGCUUGGAGUGGAUCCACCCUUUUCGACUGGAUCAACGGGACCUACAGGAUCCAAUAUGAAUCUGCUGUAGUGUCAGAUAUAGAACUGUGAAUAGUGGGGAUGUUGACAAAUGUUGAUAUGUCAUGUAUGUAAUUACAUUUACAUUUUAGUCAUGUAGCAGACGCUCUUAUCCAGAGCGACUUAAUGUCGUACUUUUUCGUAAUUCUCUCCAUCUUUUCAUGCAAUCAACUCAUUCAGAUCUAAAAGUUGUUUUUUAAUGUUCAUUACUAGAGAUAGUCAUUGAGGACCUACCCACAGAACAGCCAGGCACACCGUCUGCUGGCUUUGCAUUUCUGUACAUUUCCUGAAUCGUUCUCUGUUCAAUGUGCUGGUUUUAAACCCACAAAUCAGGAACAUGGGGCUUAAUGUCUUAUGGAAGCUAGAAGUAGUAUUGAGAUGGAUGGAUAUUUAUGAAAAGUCAAGGUUUUUAAUUCAACAACUCUGUUCUUUAUUGGGAGGAAUACAUCUCUGAAAUCUG